Aspergillus mulundensis is the source of this 3933-nucleotide messenger RNA. RefSeq lists its product as uncharacterized. Gene Ontology annotation, biological process: glutathione metabolic process. The transcript has 2 exons. NCBI's taxonomy places the organism in Eukaryota, Fungi, Ascomycota, Eurotiomycetes, Eurotiales, Aspergillaceae. The record is from RefSeq and is a predicted model, not a curated record. The coding region runs from base 1 to 3933 and encodes 1310 amino acids. Gene Ontology annotation, molecular function: 5-oxoprolinase (ATP-hydrolyzing) activity. Gene Ontology annotation, cellular component: cytosol.
AUGCCAGGAAUCAGAAUCGCCAUCGACCGUGGGGGAACCUUUACCGACGGAAUCGCCUUGAUCCCGAACAGCACAACCGGCAAAGACCAAGAGAUUGUGCUCAAGGUGCUAUCGCAAUGCCCCGACGAAUACGACGAUGCUCCAACCGAGUGCAUCCGGCAGAUCUUGGAGAUUGCAACCAACACCAAGAUCCCACGGGGCACGCCCUUGGACCUGGACAGCGUUGAGAGCAUACGCAUGGGCACGACCGUCGCCACGAACGCGCUCUUAGAACGAAAGGGCGAGCGAACGGCUCUAUUAAUUACCAAGGGGUUCCGUGAUCUCCUGGAGAUCGGGAAUCAGGCUCGCCCUCAUAUCUUCGACCUCUCGGUUCGCCGGAUGAAGAAGCUGUAUGAGACUGUCCUGGAGGUGGACGAGCGAGUCACGAUCGAAGGCUUCGCAGAGAACCCAGAGCCGCAGCCGAUAGACAUCAGCUCGGAUCCCCAGUUAACGACCGGGAUAUCCGGUGAGGCAGUCCGAGUCAUCAAGGUCCCUGAUUACGAGCUGGUCCGCAGGGACCUCACAGACCUAUGGGCCCAGGGAUACCGGACGGUAGCAAUUGCCAUGAUGCACUCGUACACCUUUCAAGACCACGAGCUCGGGAUUGCCAAAAUCGCGCGCGAACUCGGCUUCAAGCUCGCGGCGUCUUCGGAGUUGCAGAAGAUGGCCAAGAUUGUGCCCCGGAGCCAGUCGGCUGUUGUUGAUGCUUACCUGUCGCCAAUUACCGACAGGUACUUGGAGAGCUUUAAGAAGGGGUUCAAAGGGGGCCUCGAAGAGAAGCUCUUCUUGAAUCAGUCUGAUGGAGGGCUGACGACGUAUACGAAUUUCACCGGGCUCCGCGGCGUGCUUAGCGGUCCAGCUGGGGGAGUCAUUGGCGUGGCGAAGACAUGCUAUGACGAGAAAGAGGGAAAGCCUGUAUUAGGAUUUGACAUGGGAGGAACAUCAAGCGACGUCUGCCGCUACGCCGGGUCUCUUGAACAUAUCUUCGAGAGCACCAUUGCAGAAGUCACAAUCCAGUCACCACACCUCGACAUCAACACCGUCGCAGCCGGCGGCGGGUCAAUCCUCACCUGGGAGAACAGGUUAUUCAAGGUCGGCCCAGGCAGCGCAGGAGCGAAUCCCGGCCCGGCAUGUUAUGGGAAAGGCGGGCCGUUAACCGUGACAGACGCCAAUUUCUUCCUGGGGAGGAUCAUCCCGGAUCUGUUUCCCAGACCACUUGACUUUGCCGUUGUGCGGAAGAAGUUCGCCGAGAUGGCUGAGGCCAUUAACCUUAGCGGUGACAGCAAGUUCACGCCGGAAGAGGUGGCGAUGGGGUUUCUGCAGAUCGCCAAUACAACGAUGACGAGGCCGAUUAGAACGCUGAGUGAGGGCCGUGGGUUUGAGACCAGGGCCCAUGUUCUGGGUUGUUUUGGUGGUGCCGGUGGACAGCAUGCUGUUGCUGUUGCGCGGGACCUGGGGAUUCAACAUGUUGUUAUCCCUCGGUACUCGAGCAUCUUGUCGGCAUAUGGUAUGGCGUUAGCGGACGUUGUGGUCGAGAAUCAGGAACCGGAGACACAGGCUUUCUCAGACAGUGCGCUUCCCGCACUGCAGAGUCGGUUUGAACGGUUAUCAGAGAGAGGCCGAGAGGGACUUGCUUCGCAAGGAUUCAGUGAGGAGCAAGUGCGGCAUGAGUACUUCCUGAACAUGAGAUACCAGGGUAGCAAUACUGCCCUCAUGAUCGAAGGACAGCCCGGGAAACUAGCUGAUUUCGGUAACGCUUUUACAAGCCGCCACAAGCAGGAGUUCGGGUUCACGCAGCCGCGUGAUAUUGUCAUCGAUGAUGUUCGAGUACGGAGUAUCGGCAGCAAAGGAGCAGACAUCAAGCUGACCAAGCCGUUUGAAGAGCUCCGGAGGGUUCAGGCAUCGCCACCAGUGACCCCACAGAAGCCCCAGUCCAUGAGGAAAGUGUAUUUCGAGACCAGUGGCUGGACGGAUGCCGGGCUGUUCUUCCUCGGUGAUCUCCCGGUUGGUGCCAGGAUUGCCGGGCCCGCGAUGCUGGUCGACAAGACUCAAACAGUUGUUGUUGAUCCGUUCAGCGCGGCAACUGUACUCCCCGAGCAUCUGCUGCUGGAGAUUCUGGACGUCGACAAACCCAGACUCAACAGCGGGGUCGUAGAUCCAGUCCAGCUGAGCAUGUUCGGGCACCGGUUCAUGAGUGUGGCAGAGCAGAUGGGGCAGACAAUGCAGAAGACGUCCAUCUCGGUCAAUAUCAAAGAGCGCCUUGAUUUCUCGUGUGCCGUGUUCUCUGCGGACGGCGGGCUCGUGGCUAAUGCGCCGCACAUCCCGGGCCACUUGGGUUCCAUGUCCUACGCCAUCGCUUACCAGGCGAAGCUCUAUGGGAAAGGAGAGCUGAAGCCCGGCGACGUGCUGCUGAGCAACCACCCCUGUGCAGGCGGAACGCAUUUACCAGAUCUCACGGUUACGACACCCGUGUUCGAUGAGAACGAUCCGGAACGGAUCCUGUUUUUCGUGGCCAACCGUGGACACCACGCUGACAUCGGCGGCAUCCAGCCUGGGUCCAUGCCGCCGCAUUCAACGGAGCUCUGGCAGGAGGGUGUGGCUGUGGAGACCUUCAAGAUUGUGAAAGAAGGGGUCUUUGACGAUGCAGGCCUGCAUGAGAUAUUAGUUGACAUCCCCGGCUCGUAUCCAGGGUGCAGCGGUACAAGAACGCUGAAGGACAACAUCGCGGACCUGAAAGCAGCCAUUGCCGCCAACAACCGCGGGAUCGGUCUGAUUACCGCACUAGUCAGGGACUAUACAUGGCCGGUUGUUGAGUUCUAUAUGAAGGCUAUCCAGGACAAUGCGGCACAGUCUGUGCGGAACCUGCUCAAGGUCUUCGCGAGGAAGUUCGAGGGGCAGGACCUACAGGCAGUUGAUUAUCUGGAUGACGGCACGCCCUUGGCACUGAAAAUCAACAUCGAUCCAGAGACAGGCGAUGCAGUCUUCGACUUUGAGGGGACAGGACCAGAACACUACGGGAACCUCAAUUGCCCCCCGGCCGUCAUGCUCUCGGGAAUCAUGUACUGCCUGCGCUCCAUGAUCUCAACCGACACCCCGCUAAACCAAGGCUGUCUCGCCCCCAUCAAACUCAAACUCCCGCAAGACUCCAUCCUCUCGCCAUCCCUCAAAGCCGCAACCGUCGGCUCCAACGUCGAAACAUCCCAGCGCAUCGUCGACCUCAUCUUCAAAGCCUUCCAAGCAUGCGCCGCGUCGCAAGGAACAUGCAACAACCUAACAUUCGGAUACGGCGGUACGGAUCCCGAAACCGGCCGCGUCGUCAACGGCUUCGGAUACUACGAGACUAUAGCGGGUGGCUCCGGCGCCGGCGCCGACUGGGCUGGUGAAAGCGGCGUCCACACGCACGUCACGAAUACACGCAUCUCGGACCCCGAGAUCCUGGAGCAGCGGUACCCGGUUCUUCUGCGCGAGUUCUCCAUCCGACAGGGCAGUGGCGGGGGUGGUCUAAACAAGGGCGGCGACGGGUGCGUGCGGGACAUUGAAUUCCGCAUGCCGCUGCAGGUGUCGAUUCUGUCUGAGCGGCGGGUUAUUGCGCCGUAUGGGAUGGCCGGUGGCGAGGAGGGGAAGAGGGGCGUUAACUUGUGGAUGAGGAAGGAUGCUCACGAUGGCACGGUGAGGACGAUUAGUCUUGGUGGGAAGGCGACGGCGAAUAUGAACGCGGGUGAUCGGAUCGUUGUGCUUACGCCUGGGGGUGGUGGGUACGGGAGGGAUCCGGGGAGGGUUGAGGGCAGGCAGGUCUUUGGGGCGUUUAGGAUCGGGGAUCGGGCUGGGGUAGAACGGAUGGGGAUGGGUGGUGGGAGUGUUAAGGAGAGGGAGGCUGUUGCUGUUAGCAAUUAG